Messenger RNA from Magallana angulata, 1197 nucleotides. RefSeq lists its product as uncharacterized. The transcript has a single exon. The coding region runs from base 1 to 777 and encodes 258 amino acids. The record is from RefSeq and is a predicted model, not a curated record. Lineage: Eukaryota; Metazoa; Mollusca; Bivalvia; Ostreida; Ostreidae.
AUGGCGAAACGCAAACAUCCUGUGGAGACAAGUGAAGGUACUAGAGCAAAACAUAAACCUCAGGCUGAACCAAUCGAUUACCAAAGACUUGCGCAAGAAAUUGUUAAAUUGCAAAAACCCAACUCUGAUGCAUCAAGCAGCACAGUGGUACCCCUAGAAAAUGUUGCAUCUGCUACCUAUGCAAACACCGUCAAUGAGUUACCUGCACCAAUGACUGCUUCUUCGUCUAUGCAAGAUAACCCUAUAUUAUUAGUAGUAUCUCAACUUUUAAAAAACACAGGUGAGCCAGUAGGCACAAACAAAGGUUUCUUCAAUUCUGAUAAUCUUAUCUCUGUAACAGAAGGUAUUCCUCUUGGUGCGACGAUACCACAAAAGAUAAAGGCAAAAAUUUGGUCGAAUGAAUUUUUUGAUGUAAAAGUAUUAUUGUCGCACCAAGAUGAAGAACCUCUUAGGUUGUGCAUUACUCCAGGGGUCAUUAAUGUGCAGCAAAGUUUAAAAUCAAAAACCCCCAUGUUCAUCAGUCAGUGGACUGAUGCCUUUCUUAUCUUUAUUAACAUUAGAAUUCAGAAACACCCAUCAGAAACUCCCCAUUUAUUAAAAUACAUGAGCUUUAUUAGAGAAAUGCAAAGACUGCAUGGGGAUGUUGCUUGGAGAACAUAUGAUGAAUCUUUCAGAAAGCUAAGGGAGUCUUUGGCUGUAGAUUGGCAAAAACCUAUUGAAGAAUUAAGAGGUAAAUGUAUUGCUAUGUCCAACAUUUGCAGUGAAAAAUCUUACUAGUAUUAUUGACUUUGUUGGUUUGAACCCUGCUCUAUACAAGGGUCACAGCUUCAGGAUAGGGGCAGACACUCAUGCAGCACAUUUGGGUUAAUAUUCUGAAAACUGCAUUCAAUAAAUGGGAAGAUGAAAAUCUGAUGCUAUUCACAGAUACAUACGUUUGUCAAGCUUUACAUUUUAAAUAUGUAUAGCAAAUGCUAUGUAUAUAUACUUUUCUUGGAAGAUUUUCACAGUUCAGAAGUUAACUGCUGUGUAUUAUAAUUGUAGCUGAUAUGCAUUGUUUGUGUUUUUAAUUCAAUGUAUAGAUUAGUUGUAUGUCAAAAUUCAGUUCUCAUCACAAUUCCCUAUCAUCUGUCUUAUAUUGGACAUUAUUCAAAGUGUGAUUCAUGUAUAUCAUUUAUCUAUACUAUGUGCAUGAUGUGG